Molecule: messenger RNA, 1557 nt
Organism: Brettanomyces bruxellensis
Lineage: Eukaryota; Fungi; Ascomycota; Pichiomycetes; Pichiales; Pichiaceae
Exons: 1
Coding region: 1-1557 (518 amino acids)
Biological process (GO): biotin import across plasma membrane
Cellular component (GO): membrane
Molecular function (GO): dethiobiotin transmembrane transporter activity; biotin transmembrane transporter activity; solute:proton symporter activity
Source: RefSeq, a predicted model, not a curated record
AUGAUUACAAUGCCAAACAGUACUGAUCCGGAACUAUCAACAUGUUCCUCCUUGAAGGACAUGGAGUACACCGAAGAAGAUAAAGAUGAUGAUGGUUUCUUAACCGAGGCAGGCAACCAUAUACCUUCAGAGAAGGAAUUAGAUAAAGUAUAUCGUCAUUUAGAUUAUAGGAUCAUUCCUGCUCUAUGGUGCAUAUUUUUUUUGACCGAGUUCGGGGCCUGUGCGUAUGGAAAUACAUUAACCAUGAAUUACGAAGAGAACCACUCUUUAGAAGGAAGCUUGCACCUUGAUACUCAUACUCUUUCUACUGCAAAUGCUCUCUCGACAGUGGCCUUUAUUAUAUUUGAUCUUCCAAUGAACUUGCUAAUGACAAAGUUGUCUCCACAGAUAUGGCUUUGCCGUAUGGUGAUGGGCAUAGGAAUUUGCUAUGCAUGCUAUGCAGCAUUGACUAACGCUUCAGGCCUCUUAGCCAUAACAUUUAUGACAGGUUUUGCAGGAGCAGGUUGUUGGCCAGGUCUUACUUACUAUGUUUCUUUGUGGUAUCCAGAGCAUAGAACAGCAAGAAGAAUUGGAUACUACUUUACGGCAGGGCAGAUCUCUGCAGCAGCAGCAGGAUUGGUAGCAGCAGGAUUUCAAAAGAUGGAUAUGAUCAACGGCCUCUAUGGCUGGCAAUGGCUUUACUUAAUUUACGGCUGUAUCACUAUAGUGCUUGGAAUUUUCUUAAUAUGGUGGUUGCCCGAUAGACCGGCUCAUUUAUGCGGAACCAUAAAGAGGAGGAAGCAUCGGUUCUUUCCAAACAAGGUCCAUCAGUUGUUUACUGCGAGACAACCACUAUCGGCUGCAGAACGUGAAAUGCACACCAUAGAUAUGAAAAAAAGAUACAAAAAGGUUGAAUGGAGUGUCAUGGACUUGCUACGAGUGGUUUUAGACCCCCGUACUUGGGCCCUCAUUGUGAUGUACUUCGGCAUUGUUGGAACAGGAGUUGGAUUGGCUACAUUUGCAACCACAUUGAUUAAGGUUAAUAAUCCGAAGUUGUCUGGGGUAGAAGUCUCAUUAUUGUAUGCACCAAUAUGGCUAUUUGACCUUGCUGCAAUUCUCAUCAUUACUCCACUUGCUGAUAAGUUCAAAAGAAAGAGAUAUUUGUUUUUCUCCGGUAGUUGCAUUGUAAUUAUAGCUGGUUUGAUGGUUACAACUUAUGCCAAAGGUCCAUGGACUAGAUGGGGUGGUUUGCUUAUAUGUGGCUUUGGUUUAGGUCCAACUGUUCCAAUUUGUAUGACUCUAGCCUCGGAAAUUAUGACUAAGGUAUACGGUGAUGUUGGGUGUGCGGCAGCUGCGGCUUUAGUUUCAGGAUUGGGAAAUUUGGGAUCAGUGACCUCCACUUACGCUUUAUACACUGGAUGGCCAUCUGACGAAAAAAACAUGUACAGAAAUUCCAACAUGAUUCUAGUGUUGAUUUGCGGUACUAGUGUCAUUGCUUGCUUCGCUUUAACUAUUAUGAGAAGAUUCAUGAGCGAGGAGCCAUACACGAAGCAGCGGGGAUCGAAAGGCAACUACUAA